AUGAAAUUCCUUAGCCUCCUCGUAGGAGCGCUGGCACUCGGCCAAGUGUCCGCUGCUCCCGCGCACAUCAAACGGGCCCAACCUACGGAUCUUGCCGAAGCUCCUGUAGCCAACCCAAUCCCAUUCGCAAAUCUUCCUUAUGCUUUCGGCAAGCAGCCUCCCGUACCGCGCCCCACAUACCCAUCGGGCAAACCGGUCCCCGUUCCGACAAAACCUGUCCCUUCUCCAACCAAAACUAGUACUCCACCUACAACUACUUCCGUAAUUACCAAGCCUACCGAAAGUCCCCAGGCAUGCAAGGCCAAACUCGAGCUGUUGUUCAAGGAGGAACACUCUUUGAGCCUUGACAUUAAGCUUCGCAUUGUCGACUUCAUCAAGGCUGUCAAGGCGAUCAAGAUCGAUUUUGAGUUUGAGAAAUUCUUCGAGCUUAUCGUCAAGAAGGAAUUCAAGGGAGACGAAACCGACAUUGACGUGGUUCUCAGCAUCUUCAAGGAACUCAAGGUUGAAAUCGACCUUCCCCAAGCCAAGAAGCUCCUUGGCAUCCUUGUCGUCAGCGCCGACAUCAAAAAGCAACUGCACGUCCUUUUCGAGAUCCGCCAGACUCUCAUCUCUUGCGGUAUUCAAACUGGUUGGAAGUUUAUCUUGGAUAUUUACAAGAAGGUUAUCUUUGAUCUCGAACUCGCUAUCGAGUGGUUCCACAACGAAUGUAGCAAAUUCAACAAACUCUUUGCUAUCGACAUUGAAGCUUUUUUCAAACUUGUCUUGGAGAUCAAAGCAGACUUCAACUUUCAUGAUUUCUUCGCGCGCCUCAUUGUCAAAAAGGAAAUCACAUUUGCCAUCAUUAUUGAAACUUUUAAAGAAUGCGGCAUCACACAGGAACUGCACGUUCGCCAGAUUCUCAUCAAAUUUGCCGGCGAUGUAGAGUUGGCUGUCAGCAUUUUUGGAAAGCUCGUUGCAUCGAUCAAGGCGGUUGGCGUUGAUGUCUUUCUGAAGAUUUCCCAGCGCUUUGCCUUCAAACUUCAAGUUGCUGUAAAGGAGGUCGUGCAAUGGUUCCACAGCAUCCACUCUGGUAUCCAGUUGCAAGCAUUCAUUGUCUACUGCCAAUCUCUCAAAUUUGACUUUGAUGUCAAGCUCUUCCUUGAAAAGAUGCUGCAACACAAGGGCGUCUUUGAUGAAGCCGCUCUUUUGAAGAUUUUUGUCGAGCUUGGCAUCCAGAUUGACGUCAGCAUUCUGCGAAAGAUUGUAGUCGUUUUGAACAAGGGACAGUUUGAUCUCGACAUUUUCGGAAAGUGGGUAUUCAUCUUCAACUGGAUCGACAAGGUUGACGACUUUUUCGGCGUCUGGGUCAGCGGCAUCGAAAAGUUCGUCCUCAAGGUUGGAACUUUGGUCGACGUGACCGUCGACAACUUCAAGUCUAUUCUGGUAGAGCUCCCGCUUGCGCUCUCUAUCCAGUUGAAGAAGUGGCAUUUCGCCGAAUUUGUUCUUGAGAUCCGCAAACUUCACCCUGGCUUUGACUUGCGCAUCUUUUUUGAAAACUGGAAGAAGAUUGAGCACCGAUUCGAUUUUGGAGCUUUCCACAAUUUGUUGAAAGUCACACUUGGAAUUGAUAUUGACAUCAACGUUUCCGUGCGAUUGUUCGAGGUGUUGUGCGGUGGCAAGAACUAUGAUAUCAAGAGUGCUGUAGCCAACUUUGAACUGAUCCGCAAGGGCUUGAACAAACCGCUCAACAAAAACUACAACUUUGCCAAACAGUUGGGCUUCUAG
This is a messenger RNA of Spizellomyces punctatus DAOM BR117, 1764 nucleotides long. RefSeq lists its product as uncharacterized. The transcript has 9 exons. Bases 1 to 1764 code for a protein of 587 amino acids. NCBI's taxonomy places the organism in Eukaryota, Fungi, Chytridiomycota, Chytridiomycetes, Spizellomycetales, Spizellomycetaceae. The record is from RefSeq and is a predicted model, not a curated record.